UAAGUAUAUCAUAAUAAUGACUUAGCAUCUCAUAAUAUUUGACUUAGCAUCUCAUUAUUAUGACUUAGUAUCUCAUAUUAAUAACUUAGCAUCGCAUAAUUGUGACUCAGUAUCUCAUUAUGACUUAGUAUCUCAUAAUUAUAACUUGGGUUAUUUUUUUCCAUUUGGCAGAAACGGGCUUCCAUACCCACUCACGUGACGUCAUAGUGUUAUGUCAACAAGCUACCGUCAGCUACGCCUACGGGCUAGUUGCUGUUGACCAUUGCUAGGUUGUUUUUGAACACAAACAAGCGAUGACACCUACAAUAAUCUAUUCGCGAAUAACAUUUUUAUCCUGUAGUAAAAGGGUUCCAUGUUGAAAUUAAAGAAUCUCGUCGUACCGACGUGUCGAAGCUUUGUGUGACUAUGGAUGCGACCUGCAGUGUUUCUGCAGCUCCAGCUGGUUUGACAAUCCAGGUGUGUUUCCCUGGUGUUCGGGCGGCUGUUCUGGACAAUCUGAACCGACAGCGGGAGGAGGGCAGGCUGUGUGACCUUUCUAUCCAGGUGCAAGGUCAGGUGUUCAGGGCCCACCGUUGUGUCCUCGCUGCGUCCUCACCAUACUUCCACGACCAGGUGUUACUGAAGAAUGUCACAACAGUCUCCCUUCCCUCCGUUAUGGACCCGGUAGCUUUCGAGAGUGUCCUGAGUUCUGCCUACACGGGCCAGCUGAGCAUCGUGCAUGAUGACAUUGUCAACUACGUAACUGUGGCUAGUUUCCUCCAGAUGUGGCACAUUGUCGACAAAUGCACUGAAAUCCUGAAAAGGCCCCGAGCUUUAGUAGAAGUCCCCCCCGGAGAGGCAGCCGCAGCUCACCAGGGAACCACAUCUCGACAACAAUCUCCGAGCAGCACUGACUGCUUGAACCUGGAAAGAGAGGGGAGGAGGAGGGAGAAGAAGCCUGAUGCCCUGCCCCCUUUGGCGACAUGGAGGCGCCCACAGCAGUUCCCCAGAUGGGGGCGUCCGCGGCCCUCAUCAGCCCAGCACUUAGCGGACACUCAACUCGACACGCUGCCCAGUUAUACAGAGAGUGAUUACACCAGCUGUGAGGAGACGUGGAUAUCAAGCCAUGCAAAAACCAGCCAUUUUACACAUGAUGGAGCUGCACACAAUAGCCGCCACCACGGGGGGUUCCCUAGUGGUGAGACAUUAAAGCAGAAAGUCAGGUUUCAACAGCGGGGAGCACUGCUGAGCACUGAGAGACCGCUGGAUAAGAACAGGGUGAGUGAGGACAGUGAUGAAACCCAAGAGAAGAGAAAAAUGGAGAAGAGAGAAAUUGAAGCAGAUGAAGGUGUCGGAGAAGAGGUGGUGGAGAAGGAAGGCUUCACACAAAUGGGACACUGUGCCCCUCAACAAGUUUCUAGUGAAAACACAGAAGCCACAGGAAAGACCAGUGCGGACACGAUGAAGGACAAAGUGCAGAGAGAUCAGGUGGGAGGUGAUCACUCUUCCAACGUGCCUGACGCUCAUGUUUACCAAACAGGUGAAGGAGAUCUGUGUCCGUCCUGUCCAGAUUCAGCUCGGCAGCAGUGGCAGUCAGGUUCCUGGUCUCAGCCGGAGCACAGGCCGCAAGAAGGAGAGGGCAGGAGCUGCAGUAAAGACCAGGAUGAAGACGAGGAGGAAGAGGACGUGAGCUUUGAAUGUUUCGGCGAAGGGACCUUCAGCAGAGACACGUAUGACGAGAUUGAGGACGGCACCGGGCAGGUUUCCCAGAGGCCCCUAGUGUCGGCGUCUCCAGACUUUGCCAUGGCGAGUUCAGAGACGCACUGGCCGUCCACAAGCACGGGACAAAGCAGCUCGAUGACCCCCACCUCCAGUCGCCACUUGUCCCCAUCCUCUGCUGCUUUUCCACCCCCUUCCUCGCCCCCAACCCCAUCUUCAUCCUCCUCAGUCUCCCUCGCUGGCGCCCCAUACACAGGAAAAGUCCACUUCUGCCACUGCGGCAAGGCCUACACGCUGAAGAGCAUGCGCGACCGACACGUGAAGAUGCAGCACCUGAACCUGCGACCUUUUGGCUGCCCCGUCUGCACAAAAUCCUUCAAGAUGAAGCACCAUCUCACCAAGCACCUUAAAACCCACGGCGGGCUGCGGCCCUACGAGUGCAGCCUGUGUGGGAAGAAAGUAAUCUGGAGAGACAGUUUCCUCAGGCAUCAAGCUCGAUGCGAAAGACUCGCCUCCAGCUCGUCCGCGAACAGCAACAGCACGAGCACAGCCGCAGCGGACCUGGACGACAGCUACAGUUACGGCUUUGACGAGGGGGAAGCGUUCCUCGUUCCGGCGGGACAGGUGAAAGUGGAGCAGGUGGAUUUUCAGGACGGGAUCGGACUGCUGGACAGCGUGUCUGGGAUCGUGGACGAGCUCAGAACGCAGUCGCAAAGUCUGAACACUGGCGGCCAUGUUUUUAAACAAGAGGCCAGUGAGAGUUUUAGUGGUAAUUAAAUCUUAAAGGGAUAGUUCAGGUUUUUUUGUUGUGGUUUGGUUAUGGCUUGAGCCCUGCUUGAGAACCAACAUGAGACAGGCAUGGUUUCUCUCACUAUGAAACACAGCUGUCAACAGGGACACAAGGAAAGACAGAUUUUAGACUGACUCACUCACUCACUCACUCACUCACUUACUUACUCACUCACUCAUUCACUCACUUUCUUACUAUGUUACUUUGUUGUCUGUCCUAAAAAGUAGAAAGGCUCAAGAAAACAUUCACACAUUAAGGGCUGCAACUAACGAUUAAUCCAUAAGUUGUUCAAAAAUAUCGAUAAUUGUCUCCCAAACCUUGAAAUAAUGAUGUUUUUGUUUUGUCUACAAACCAUAAUUAUUCCGUUUAAAUGAUCUUGUUGUUAUAUGGAGCAAGGAAACAAGAAAAUAGAAACAGCUAAACAGAAACAAAAUAGUUGUCGAGUAAUUUAUUAUUUGAUUAAUAAUCAACAUUAAAACAAAUUUAAAAAUGUGUCUUUCAGCCACUUAUUAUCAGGGUCACCUAACAAAAUUAAAGCUUGCUUAAAUCUACGCUAUCUAAAGAAUGUGUGUGCUGCCUUGUCUUGUCAUUAGUCAACUUCUCUUGUCAAGUUUUUUGUCAAAAAAGGUCCAUCGAGAAAAUCAAGUUUUUGUGACUUAGGUAAAACUGAAUGAAGGAUUUCAAACACCUAAUUCACAAAAUAACACAUUUGUACUAAGUGGUGGAUCAACAACUCUUGAUUUAAAAAAGCGUCACAACCUCAGUUUCAAAAGGUUUGUCAAACGGCAAAAAAAAAAGUAUCGUAGACAUGGACUUUUGUAGGUGAGCCAUUUGUUAAGUGUCUUAGAAAUGUGUUUCAGUUUGUGUCCCUGCUCAUGAUGUGUAAAUAUCUUCAUACAACCACAUUUCACAAAACCCCAACUAUCCCUUUAAUGUGAAACAUGUUAAUGGCACUUGAGGUGUAUGUAGAUAAAUACAUACGAGGAUGACACUUUGAAAGUCCAGGGACACAAAUCAUGGACGUUUUCUUUGAGAAGUCGCUUUGGUUUGAUCUUUUUUUUAAUGUGCAUUCCUUGUUGUAGGUAUUUUAUAUUAAAUAAAAUGAAAAAGAAUGAUUAUGUGCUUCAUUGAAGUGACCCUUUAUCAUCGACGCAGUGUCGUUUUGACUCAGUAUUUGUUUAGUGACGAUGUAAACUGUACAUCUGUAACAAGCAAAGCUGUGAAUGUACCUAGUUAUGUCAAUUUGCAUUUUGCACAUGUGUUUUGGUUUUUUUUUGCCACUGACUUGCAUUGGGAAAUAAAAAGGAGGUUGUAAAAAAUGUCUUCUGUGCAAUAAUGAUUUCUCCUGACAUUAUGUAAAAGAAAGAAAGACGUUUUUGUAUACUGUAUGGUAAUAAAAACAGAUUGGAUGUUUAA
Messenger RNA from Solea solea (common sole), 3904 nucleotides. It is a transcript of the gene zbtb22a, whose product is annotated as zinc finger and BTB domain containing 22a. Lineage: Eukaryota; Metazoa; Chordata; Actinopteri; Pleuronectiformes; Soleidae. The transcript has 4 exons. Gene Ontology annotation, biological process: regulation of transcription by RNA polymerase II. Gene Ontology annotation, molecular function: RNA polymerase II cis-regulatory region sequence-specific DNA binding; protein binding; DNA-binding transcription factor activity, RNA polymerase II-specific. Bases 406 to 2475 code for a protein of 689 amino acids. The record is from RefSeq and is a predicted model, not a curated record.